GCCGCGGGGCACGGCGCCGAGGCUGGUUUUUCCCGCGAAAGCCGGCUGCGUCUGGGAGGUCGGCGGUUCGCGCGGCGCGGCGCGGCGAGGGCAGGGCGCGGAGACGGCCGGGCGGUGCAGUCAUGUCGGGCUUUGACGACCCGGGCAUCUUCUACAGCGACAGCUUCGGUGGCGACCCGGGUGCCGACGAGGGCCAGGCCCGCAAGUCGCAGCUGCAGAGGCGCUUCAAGGAGUUCCUGCGGCAGUACCGCGUGGGGACCGACCGCACGGGCUUCACCUUCAAGUACAGGGAUGAACUCAAGAGGCAUUACAACCUGGGGGAGUACUGGGUCGAGGUGGAGAUGGAGGACCUGGCCAGCUUUGACGAGGAGCUGGCCGACCACUUGUACAAACAGCCCGCCGAGCACCUGCAGCUGCUUGAGGAAGCUGCCAAGGAGGUGGCAGAUGAGGUGACCCGGCCACGGCCUGCAGGUGAGGAGCUGCUCCAGGACAUCCAAGUCAUGCUUAAGUCAGAUGCCAGCCCAUCUAGCAUUCGGAUUCUGAAGUCAGACAUGAUGUCACAUCUGGUGAAGAUCCCUGGCAUCAUCAUCUCGGCCUCUGCAGUUCGUGCCAAAGCUACCCGUAUCUCCAUUCAGUGCCGCAGCUGCCACAACACCCUCACCAAUAUUGCCAUGCGCCCAGGUCUAGAGGGCUAUGCCCUUCCCAGGAAGUGCAAUAUGGAUCAGGCUGGGCGCCCAAAGUGCCCAUUGGACCCAUACUUCAUCAUGCCUGACAAGUGCAAGUGUGUGGACUUCCAGACCCUGAAACUGCAGGAGCUGCCUGAUGCAGUGCCUCAUGGUGAGAUGCCCAGGCACAUGCAGCUUUACUGUGACAGGUAUCUGUGUGACAAGGUUGUUCCUGGGAACAGAGUCACUAUCAUGGGCAUCUAUUCCAUCAAGAAGUUUGGUUUGAACUCCAGCAAGGGCCGGGACAGGGUGGGUGUGGGCAUCCGGAGUUCCUAUAUCCGGGUCCUGGGCAUCCAGGUGGACACGGAUGGCUCUGGCCGCAGCUUUGCUGGGUCUGUCAGCCCACAGGAAGAGGAAGAAUUUCGUCGCCUGGCUGCCCUCCCCAACAUCUAUGAGCUCAUCUCCAAGAGCAUUUCCCCCUCCAUAUUUGGGGGCAUGGAUAUGAAGAAGGCUAUAGCCUGCCUGCUCUUUGGGGGUUCCCGGAAAAGGCUCCCUGAUGGACUCACUCGCCGGGGUGACAUCAACCUGCUGAUGUUGGGGGACCCUGGCACAGCCAAGUCACAGCUUCUGAAGUUUGUAGAGAAAUGCUCUCCCAUUGGGGUGUACACAUCUGGAAAAGGCAGCAGUGCUGCUGGCUUGACUGCCUCAGUGAUACGGGACCCCUCAUCCCGAAACUUCAUCAUGGAAGGUGGAGCCAUGGUUCUGGCUGAUGGUGGGGUUGUCUGUAUUGAUGAGUUCGACAAGAUGCGGGAAGAUGACCGUGUGGCAAUUCACGAAGCCAUGGAGCAGCAGACUAUCUCCAUUGCCAAGGCUGGGAUCACUACCACCUUGAACUCUCGCUGCUCUGUUCUGGCUGCAGCCAACUCAGUAUUUGGCCGAUGGGAUGAGACAAAAGGGGAGGAUAAUAUUGACUUCAUGCCUACUAUCUUGUCCCGGUUUGACAUGAUCUUCAUCGUCAAGGAUGAGCACAAUGAGGAGAGGGACAUGAUGCUGGCUAAACAUGUGAUCACUCUGCAUGUGAGUGCACUGACACAGACACAGGCUGUGGAGGGUGAGAUCGACCUCGCCAAAAUGAAGAAGUUCAUUGCCUACUGCCGAGCAAGGUGUGGCCCUCGGCUGUCGGCAGAGGCUGCAGAGAAGCUAAAGAACCGCUAUAUCAUCAUGCGAAGUGGGGCCCGCCAGCAUGAGAGGGACAGUGAUCGCCGUUCCAGCAUCCCCAUCACUGUGCGGCAGCUGGAGGCUAUAGUGCGCAUUGCUGAAGCCCUUAGUAAGAUGAAACUGCAGCCUUUUGCCACUGAGGCCGAUGUGGAGGAGGCUCUGAGGUUAUUCCAGGUGUCUACAUUGGAUGCUGCUUUGUCUGGCAAUCUGUCAGGGGUGGAAGGCUUUACUACCCAGGAAGACCAAGAGAUGUUGAGCCGCAUUGAGAAGCAACUCAAGCGCCGCUUUGCCAUUGGCUCCCAGGUGUCUGAACACAGCAUCCUUCAGGACUUCACCAAGCAGAAGUAUCCAGAGCAUGCCAUUCGGAAAGUGCUGCAGCUCAUGCUGCGCAGGGGUGAGGUUCAACACCGCAUGCAGCGCAAGGUGCUCUACCGCCUCAAGUGAGCCCGCUGCCCAUCAACCCUCAGACCUGAAUGCUACCACCAUUCCACCUCUCAGUCAGUGUUCUUGCACUUCUGCCUACCUUCAUCAGAAGAAAGAUGUCCUGCCUCACUGCCUUUGACUGCUGUCUGCGGUGCAUCUGCAUCCCCUGGAAAUGUGCUUUGGUCUAUUGGCCUUAUACACUGUGUUUGGGUGUCUGAAGGCUUGGCUGUAGGUACCUAGUCCCUGUUCUGCCUCCUCAGUAAGAUAGGUCUGGAGCAGGAACAGGCUCUGUGUAGGUAUAUAGGUCUACACAUUGGCUCCUGGACUGCCUGACUGCCAAGCUUCUUCAUGUGUUCAGAGGAAAUAAAUCUUGGGCUGCUAACAGCAGUGGAGCCAAUGUGACAGUGGUUCUGUGUGAAGUGUGCAGCGCCUGGUGUGAAAACUGGAUCAUUCGCUAAGCCUGUCUGUGCCUCAGUUUCUUAAUCUGCAAACAAGUUUGACAUUGCCUCACAGGGUUGAGCUCAGUGAGUGAGUGACUCAGUCAGUGAAAACCUUUAAGUAGGCUGCAGUGUAGAAAGCCUCCAGUGAUGUUUGGGGUUUUAUUUAUAGUAAAGUGGGCUAGGUGAGUUUCUGAGCCCCCCAUGCUGUGUGUCCCUGGGAAAGGAACCAGAUUUCAGGUUUUAUCAGUAACAGCUGGGAGGACCUGACCCAACUCCAGCAUAGUAGGAAGUACUGGGAAAGCAUUGUUAAAGGAAGAUGCUGCAACACUUUUAUUACCAAAAUGCCACAAAGAGUUUUGUUAAGCUUUUAGAAAUCUAGAAUUCACAAAAUAAAGGAAAGGUGAAUGAAAUAAAGUGUCCAUUAUAUAAAGUGUAUUUAUAAAUGGGAAGCAUCAAAUGAAUUGAGCAGUGCUGAAACACUUCAGUCACCGACAGUAAAGCCACUGUAGGAGUGAAGCUGCAGAAAACAGGUAGUACAAACAAGCAUUCUCUCAUAGUUGUGUCCUGUGCUGAAAUUGCUGCUUGAGGUGCCUGCCUCUGUGUGCCUCCUGGAAAUGUGCUUGCUCCUGACUCAUGUUCUGAGUCAGGAUUGAUUUGCGAACAUGGAAUGGAGUGUGCUUGUCUGGAAGGAAGGCUUGGUGAGAGCAUUUCAUCAUGGAUACUUGAGGCCUUGAGUAGAAUUCAUGGACAUGUUGGCCUGCAGAAGUGGUUGUUUGAGUGGAAAUCACCAGCAUGGUACCCAUUUUUUGGUAGACCAUUCCUGGCAGGCACAAUACUAAGGGAGAAGCUUGGCUUGCAGGGAAUCAGAGUGCUAGGGAGUUUGAAGCAUUAUGAGGAAAAGUGGCCAGGAAAAUUCCUUGGGAUUGGGGGUUAGUUGGUUUCUGAAUCUGAGCUGAUGUGGCCAAGCAACUGUAGCCCUGCACAUAUAUCCAGGAUAGUCUAAACAUCUACUUUCCCCCUCUUUCCUCAUGUUCCCAUGGUCCUCUGUAGUAUUUGAAGCAGUGCUCUGAUGGUUUAGUUAAGGAGAGCAUCAACCCUGCUCCCUGCUGUGCUAAGAAGGGGCUGGCUUUCAUUGCUUCUGCCAGCAGCUUGAUUUUCUUAGUUUGGCAUGCUUGGGCCUCCUGGUGGUCCCUUGCCCAAGAUAUAGCCAUUUCAUAUCCCUUGUUGGUCUUUCAGCUUAAAUAUUAUUUGUCCUUAGCAUAUGUGGUGAUUCCCCUGCAGACUUUACAGAAGGCAGGGAAAAACAAUCCAUGAAGAGACAAGAAUGGAACUUGGCUCAGCAUGUUUUUAUUUUAAUCAUAUUUAAGCACAGCACAAGUUUGGAAAGAAGUAUUCAGAUAACAGUUAACUCAGCCCCCAGUGCACAACAAUUAAGACAUGUUCACAUUGAGAUUCCUUACAUCUGAAUUCUUUCACAAGAAUGGGUACUGUUGACUCAGUACCCGAGGUUGAGGGUCUAGGGACUUCGACUGAGGUAAACAUAUAAUGCCUGUGGGUGUUAGGAUUGACCUGGCCCUAAGAUAACAUAGAAGUCACCUAGGCUGUUGUAAAGCACAAGUGACAUCAUAAGAGUGGGCUUUAUGCUGAGCGGUGAUGCACACCUUUGGUCCCAGCACUUGGGAUAUAGGGGCAGGUGGAUC
This is a messenger RNA of Onychomys torridus (southern grasshopper mouse), 4446 nucleotides long. It is a transcript of the gene Mcm5, whose product is annotated as minichromosome maintenance complex component 5. Gene Ontology annotation, cellular component: MCM complex; nucleus. Gene Ontology annotation, molecular function: DNA replication origin binding; 3'-5' DNA helicase activity; single-stranded DNA binding. The record is from RefSeq and is a predicted model, not a curated record. The transcript is spliced from 16 exons. Bases 123 to 2327 code for a protein of 734 amino acids. Gene Ontology annotation, biological process: DNA replication; DNA replication initiation; double-strand break repair via break-induced replication. NCBI's taxonomy places the organism in Eukaryota, Metazoa, Chordata, Mammalia, Rodentia, Cricetidae.